Trichoderma gamsii is the source of this 2571-nucleotide messenger RNA. RefSeq lists its product as hypothetical. Gene Ontology annotation, cellular component: nucleus. The record is from RefSeq and is a predicted model, not a curated record. Bases 1 to 2571 code for a protein of 856 amino acids. Gene Ontology annotation, molecular function: DNA-directed DNA polymerase activity; DNA binding. Lineage: Eukaryota; Fungi; Ascomycota; Sordariomycetes; Hypocreales; Hypocreaceae. Gene Ontology annotation, biological process: double-strand break repair via nonhomologous end joining. The transcript has a single exon.
AUGGAUGAAAACGCACCAGCCUCGGCGGAAUCUAAAACCGCAUACUUUGACCAGCUUAAAAGAUUUUCUCAUACCACCAGCGGUGGGCAUAUAUCCGGGAAACCAGACGACGACGCUUUCGAUGCGCGCGAAGAAAAGCAGAGGCAGCUUCACAGGAACUUCUUUCGGCCUACGAAGAACUUGGAUGAUGCACACGGCCAACAAGAGAAGCAGCCACAGAAACAACAAGAACAACAUGCAGGACAGCAGCUUUUGCCUGCGAAGCGGCUGAACAAGCUGCAAAAUCUCACUCCCCGGAGACUAAUUGCGGCGCCUCAGCCUCCGUCUGGAAAGGUCAUUAUGGGGACUGGACCGGGGAAGCCGAGGCCAAAGGGGCGGCUUGAUGCGCUGCUGGAUAGCAGGGAGGAGGAUGUGGUACGAGAAACGCCGUCGGUGGGCGCAGAGAAGUUGCGCGGGCACAAGGGCAGAGACUCAAUCGUUGUUGCUACUGGCGAUGCUCCUAUGGCACCGCCGGCGUCGUUACAAAGAUCGUUGGAAACUUCAUCUGAGGAAGUGUCGUCGUCGCCGUCUGUUAAUGUCAGAGCCGGGGCGACGACAAGGACGCAGAAGACAAAGACAGCCAGCGGCAGUAAAAAGAGAGGGCGUGUUGCAACGUCAAAGACGCGGCCUGGGGUUGAGCAGAUAUUCGAGGACUUGUCUUUCUUUUACAUUCCGGACAAUGACAUUGCGCCUGUCAGACGGCUGCGGAUCAAUAGGGCGAAGGAGUUUGGAGCGGAGUGGACGAGAGACAUGAUGACGGCCACGCAUAUCAUUGUGGAGAAGAAGCUCGUGUACAAGGAUGUUGAAAAGCUAUGGCCGAAAGACGGAUUUAGGGAUCGAGCGAUGCCGAAGGUCGUCAAUGAGGAUUAUCCUCUUGAUUGCAUUCAGUUUCGUGCUAUUGUGGAUCCGAAUCAAAAGAAGUAUCUGGUAGACGGCCAGGUUGCGACGGGAACAAAAGACAAAGAGGUUCUUCUUUCUGCUGCUGGUACUACAAAUUCCGGCCCUGGGACAAAACCAAAGGCCGAUUCAUUGCCAUUGAAGCCGCAGCAUCAUAACAAGGGGAAGUGGGAUUAUGUACCACCCGGAGGGACGCCCUCGCAAGGAGAGGAAUCUUCAGUGGGAAGUCCUUUGACGAAGCGUGCAACUAGAUCAGCGACAAAUUCUCAGCCUCUUGUACUGGAUUUGGAUAACGCCGACGAGCUCAUGAAGAGUUUACCAAAAGCCAAGGCUAGAUCUAAAGCGCCACCGAAGAAGGACGAUGAAUUAUCAGAAUACAUCUCAAUCAUGCAAGAGUUUAAAGACUUGCCCCUGGAUGUUGACGAAGAUGAUGAUGCUCAAUCCACGGUCACUGAAUCGGAACACCAGGCGAAUCUCGACGAAGGAUCUGGUUCAGAGAAUGAGCGACCUUCAAAGAGAAGAUCGUCUAGAAGGGUACGACCGACCAACAAGGCAAUUACUUUUGAGGAUCGCUUUGCUUGCAAUAGAGCCGGGAGACAAGAGGCUGCAGACGACAACCCAAAUGCACGCACUAUCGACGUGUUGCAAAAGAUGAACAGCUACUACGAGAGAGUCAACGAUCAUUGGCGAACACUGGCUUAUCGGAAGGCCAUUAGCACCCUGAAGCAGCAGACCGUCAAGAUCACUACUGAAGAAGAGGCAUAUCGACUACCCAGUAUCGGCCGUCGGCUAGCGCAAAAGAUUGAAGAGAUUGUGACGACGGAUAAGCUGAAGAGGCUUGAAUACGCAGAAGAAGAACCGACAGACUCGGCGCUGCAAACAUUUUUGAAGAUUUACGGCGUGGGGAACAAAAUAGCACAGCAAUGGAUUGCGCAAGGCUGGCGGACGCUCGACGACAUAAAGCAGCAUGUCAAACUGACGCCCAGCCAGAUGGUGGGCGUCGAGCACUACGACGACUUGAACACUAGAAUCCCUCGAAAGGAAGUCACUGCCCUUGGUGAGGUCGUGAAGAGGGCUGCGGCGAAGAUUGAUCCGAUGGUGCAGCUCAUUAUUGGGGGCAGUUACCGGAGGGGUGCUGAGACUUCUCAUGAUAUUGAUUUUAUCGUGACGAAGCCUGGCACGGAAUCUGUAGCAGAUCUCAAGUCUUUUCUGAAUAGCUUGGUGGCUCAGCUGGAGAGAGACGAGUUUCUUGUGGCACGACUGGCAUCAUCCCGAGUUGGAAGCGAUGGCAGCAAAUGGCACGGAUGCUGCGUGCUGCCCAAGAUCAAGGGCCUCAACGACGACGAAAAGUACCGCCCGAUAUGGAGAAGGAUCGACUUUCUACUGGUGCCAGAGGUUGAAUUAGGCGCUGCGCUCAUCUACUUCACCGGGAACGACAUCUUCAAUCGCAGCAUGCGGCUGCUGGCUUCCAAGAAGGGCAUGAGGCUGAACCAGCGUGGAUUGUAUCGAGAUGUGCUGAGGGGGCCGGAUAGAGUGAAGGUUACGGAGGGGGAGCUGGUGGAGAGGAGGGAUGAGAGGAGGAUAUUUGAGAUUUUGAGGGUGACCUGGCGGGAGCCGUGGGAGAGGUGGUGCUGA